CCCUCUCUCUCUCUCUCGUUCUCGUUCUCUCUCUCUCUCUGGUCUUUAGAUAUGGCGUCCUUGCAGUGGCUUCAUUCCCCGCCGAGUUUGGCACUACAAUUGACGGCAACUAGGUGGUAACCGGACGGCACCUCUCUUUUCUCCAACCUUGCCUCUCUCUAUUAUUUUUAUUUCCAUAAAGGAGGACAUUUGUGUGUCGCAGACACUGGCGGACAUUGCGCACUCUUCACGGGAAGAGAUAGCCGCUGCUGCUGUUGUUGUUGUGGUGAUGCACCAGCAAGCCUGGGCUGGCACGCAUCAAGACCACCAUCCGGGAAGAAUUGCUAGUUUGUCACAAGGCGAAGGUAAUGGUGCUGAUGUCUACAAGGACCAUGGAUGGGGACCAGCCCUCCUGAAAUAACCCCCCCCCCCCCCCCCCCCCCCAUCUCACUGGGCUGGCUGGACGCCCUUUUUUUUGUUUGUUUGUUGCUAAAUCCAAUUCAGGAGCUCAUCUUCACCACUCCCGUCCUCCCCCAAACAUCAAGACUGCUUUAGAGACAGCUCUGUGGCGUCGAAAAUGACCACGGCACGGUACCGUCCCACUUGGGAGCUGGCCGUGGACCCCCUGGUCUCAUGUAAGCUGUGCCUUGGCGAGUUCCCGCUGGAGCAGAUGACCACCAUUACACAGUGCCAAUGUGUCUUCUGUACACUGUGCCUGAAGCAGUAUGUGGAACUCCUGAUUAAAGAAGGCCUUGAAACUGCAAUUAGCUGUCCUGACUCUGCCUGUACUAAAAGAGGACACUUGCAGGAAAAUGAGAUUGAGUGCAUGGUGGCCACAGAGAUGAUGCAGCGAUACAAGAAGCUCCAGUUUGAAAGAGAGGUGCUUUUGGAUCCUUGCCGGACGUGGUGCCCCUCGUCGACCUGCCAGGCUGUGUGCCAGCUGAAGGAGGCCGACUCUCCGGUGCGGCCCCAGCUGGUACAGUGCGCUGUUUGCGCUCUGGAGUUCUGCUCAGCCUGCAAGGCCAACUGGCAUCCGGGUCAGGCCUGCCCGGAGAAUAGCCUGCCCAUCACUUCUUUCCUCCCAGGAGAGAACAGUCCUUUCUACAAGAACGAAGAGGAUGACGCGCCCAUCAAGCGCUGUCCUAAAUGCAAAGUUUACAUCGAGAGGGACGAGGGCUGUGCACAAAUGAUGUGCAAGAAUUGCAAGCACGCCUUCUGCUGGUACUGUCUGGAAUCCCUGGAUGACGAUUUCCUCCUUAUCCACUAUGACAAAGGCCCUUGUCGGAACAAACUGGGCCAUUCCAGGGCAUCCGUUAUCUGGCACAGAACACAGGUUGUGGGUAUCUUUGCAGGGUUCGGCCUGCUCCUGCUGGUCGCCUCCCCCUUCCUCCUCCUGGCCACGCCCAUCGUCCUGUGCUGCAAGUGCAAGUGCAGUAAAGGCGACGACGACCCCUUGCCCACUUAAAAGGCCGUCGAUACGGAAAGCCACUCAGAAAAGGAUGGUGGUCAUCACAUUGUUGUUCCCUUCCUCUCUCUUUUUUUACACCCCUCCCGCUUUGAGCGCUUUUUUUUCCGGGUCAAUCCUGCACGACGGCUGCUUUGGGAUCCAUUGCUCUGCAUGGUAGAUAAGCAGUGUGGCCCGAAAAGACCGUUGUUUUUAGGGAGGAAGUCGGCGCUGCUUUGAGCGUCCUGUUGCUUUUGCGAGAUACUUUCUCUCCCGCCGACCGCCGCCAUGUAGCGCUACAGGAUCAGUCCUUUAGCAUCACAGCUGCAACGCGUUUGGUGGUGACUCGAUAUGUGCACACUACAGACUGAGAUAGACACUACCCUCUCUUGAUGAUGUCACGGUUUUAUAACCUCGCGCUUUUAAAUGGAAGUACUGUCUGUCUUGUACUUUUUUCGGAAACCUUCAUUUAUUUAAAGGGAGGACGCCCGCUUUGAGGGCGUUGCCCUUUAAAAUACAGCAAAGCCAAUCAGAGGACCUUUCUUGUUGUUGUGUCUCUCAAUGAGAUCCUUUAAUACACCGCCUACUCCAAAGUAGCCAAAAUAGAAACAAAUAGCCUUAAAAAUUGAGAAUAGCCAAAAGCAGGCGUUUCCCUCCUGAGUGUCCAAAUAAAUCAUCCCAGGGAAAAUACGUACAAAAAAGCCCUGAUGAUUCUAUGAUGUCAUCCAUAUUUCACUCGGCUAAUAGCCAAACGAAAACGAUGUUAGCUCACAUUAACGUCAUCGCUCUCGAAGACGUAACAAAUUGCAAACUUGCAUAUGUCAGUGGUCCAAAGUUGUGUCCGUGUUUAGUUUUUUGUUGGUCGUUACCCAACCUCCAGCAACAAGCAGCUACUCCCUUAAUGCGGGAGCAACAGAAAAGAGCCUGUAUAGAUGUUGAUAUUAACGAAUGUUUUUGGGGCACGUUGCUAUAAAGCUGCUCUGAUAUAUAUACAGUAUAUAUGUAUAUCACUUUAUCUAUGCAAGUUUGUACAUUCUCCUCGUGUAAAAAAACAAUGUGCGCCAACAACUGGCUUAUAACAACUAAAAAAAGCUGCAGAAUGUCAAUCGUACAAUUGCAUAUCAUGGGGAUUUAACCAAAUGUAUGUAUUUCUUCAAAUAGUGGCCUCCUGAGAGGGGUUGUCGAAAUUUAUUUUCCUAUGACUGCAGAUUAGACGUGGCAUCUGUAAAAAUGGCAUUUACCGUUGGGGUUUUGCUAAACGUUUCACGUGAAAUUAUAUGUGAGGGGAAAAAAUGUAUAAAAUGAAGAUGCCAAUUGGAACUCAACCCAUAAAAGCCUUUUUAAAAGCAAUCUAAAUCUACCGAAAUGUGCUUUCUUGCGGCUAAGAUAAAAUAUUGCAUCCGGAAAGUACUUUACAGUCUUAUUCCAAAAUGGCUUUUUUUUUUAAUUGAUUACAAAUAAAUAAAUAAAAAUCAAAAAUAGAUAAGUAUUCACAGCCUUUGCUUAAUAAUUUGCUGAUGCACCUUUGGGAGCAAUUACAGUCUCUAUGUAGGAUGUACAUCCUGAAAAGCAACAUUUCCCAUCCAACCUGAUAGAGCUUGAGCUGCAAAGAGGAAUGGGCGAAACUGCCCAACGAUAAGUGUGCCAAGCUUGUGGCAUCGUAUUCAAAAAGAAUUGAGGCUGUAAUUGCUGCCUAAGGUGCAUCAACAAAGUAUUGAGAAAAGGGUGUGUUUUUUUAUUUUUAAUGUCUAUGAAUGUUGUCGUUCAUCCAGGUCAUUGUCAUCUCAGGGCAUUCAAUAGAUCGCAACUGGACUGUUUGAUUUGUCUUUGAAGACGUUUCGCCGCUCAUCCGAGUAGGCUUUAUCAGUUUGUGCUCAUAGACUUAGAUUAGUCAGAUCUAGUCCAAUGUUGAAAUGUACACCUCAUUUAUUUAUUUUACAAAUAGAUUCCUUAACUAUAAGAUGCCACGUAUUUAAAUUUGAUUAAAAAAGAAAGCUCCCCCGGCCACUAAAUGAGGAAAUACCUAAUUUAUAAUAUUGUUUUUUCUCAGAUUUUUUUCAUUGUCUCCAGAAAUAAGCAGUUGUAGUCCCAGCAAAGUGAUCCAACCAACCUAAAGCAAGACCUGUAUUGAAUGUAAAAUCAUCUUAACCGGAGGACAAAUCAAAAAGUGUAUUCAAUUUGAAUAAAAUCCAAUGAGAUGUUUGGUUAAGUACAGGACAAAGGUAAUUUUAGUACCAAAGUAAGGAGUCUACCUUAAAUUCUGUACUACAAGCCACUAUUUUUUCCUACGCUUUGAGCCCUGUGGCUUAUAAAAAGGUGCAGCUAAUUUAUAGAUUAUUUGCAGACAACCAAACUGCAGUUAGUGCCCAAAAAAAACAAAACAAGCAACAGCACUGAAAAGGUGUAUUAUUUUUUUGUGCUAUGGAGGAAUCUUUCGGACGAGUCCGCUCACGGCAGGUGCUGCAGUGCCCUUUUUUAUUACCGCUUUCAACCAGAAGCAAAUUUACCAUUCUGUCUUUUAGCCAUCCGUAGCGUUUUUACUCGUAUGGCUUCUUCAUUCAUCACUCCAAGCAACGUUUGUAAGUUUUACAAUAAAACUAAAACUAUUCAUAUUUACUAAACUGUCCAAUGUGUGAUGUCCAUAGAAGUGUAGUAUUUGCUAAUAUGCUAACACUUGUACACGUGUCUGUGUUAGUAUUAUUAACUAACAACGGCAUUCUUUUUGUAUUGUUUAAGUUUCACAAUUUCCUCUUUCAAUUCACCAAAACGUCAACGUCGAGUUAUUGAGUUUGUUUAGCUGAUUGGAGAGCUAGCUUCAGCUUAUAGUCGGUCCAUGACUUUGACGUCUGUUUUGUUUGAUUAUCCGUUUUACUGCCAUUUUUCAACCACCGUUUGGAAACAAUCACGGUAUGUAAAUAAACAUUUUCAAAAUCUUUCAUUUUACAUUUUUUUUUAAAAAACAUUCAAAUAUAACUUUAGUGUAACACUUUUGUGCGUGGCUGCACUUGUGUUUUUAAAAUCUUUAAAACCGUACUGAAAAAUGUUCAACUUAUUUUUCCUGAUUUGGAGUAUCAAUCAAUCAAUCAAUCAAUGUUUAUUUAUAUAGCCCUAAAUCACAUGUGUCUCAAAGGGCUGCACAAACCCCCAUGACAUCCUCGGUAGAGCACACAUAAGUGCAAAGAAAAACUCACACUCAAUGGGACGUCGGUGACAGUGACAAUGAUGACUAUGGGAAACCUUGGAGACGACCGCAUAUGUGGGCAACACCCCCCCCAGGGGACCAAAAGCAAUGGAUGUCGAGCAGACUAUGACUCACAUUUUUUUAAAUAGCAAUCAAUACUUUGCUGGGACUAAACACUGUUCACAAAUUCUGUGUAAAAUAUAGUUUCAGGAUGGACUAUUUACAGUUGUGGUCAAAAGAUUACAGACACUUGUAAAGAACAUAAUGUCAUGGCUGUCUUGGGUUUCCAAUCAUUUCUACGACUCUUUGUGAUAGAGUGAUUGGAGCACAUACUUGUUGGUCACAAAAAACAUUCAUGAAGUUUGGUUCUAUUAUACAUUUAUUAUGGGUCUACUGAAAACGUGACCAAAUCUGCGGGGUCAAAAGUAUACAUACAGCAAUGUGAAUAUUUGCUUACACGUCCCUUGGCAAGUUUCACUGCAAUAAGGCGCUUUUGGUAGCCAUCCACAAGCUUCUGGUUGAAUUUUUGACCACUCCUCUUGACAAAAUUGGUGCAGUUCAGCUAAAUGUAUUGGUUUUCUGACAUGGACUUGUUUCUUCAGCAUUGUCCACACGUUUAAGUCAGGACUUUGGGAAGGCCAUUCUAAAACCUUAAUUCUAGCCUGAUUUAGCCAUUCCUUUACUACUUUUGCCGUGUGCUUGGCGUCAUUGUCCUGUUGGAACACCCAACUGUGCCAAGACCCAACCUCCGGGCUGAUAAUUUUAGGUUGUCCUGAGGAAUUUGGAGGUAAUCCUUCUUUUUCAUUGUCUCAUUUACUCUCUGUAAAGCACCAGUUCCAUUGGCAGUAAAACAGGCCCAGGGUAUAAUAACACCACCAUGCUUUACGGUAGGAUGGUGUUUCUGGGAUUAAAGGCCUCACCUUUUCUCCUCCAAACAGCUCAAUUUUUGUUUCAUCCGACCACCGAACUUUCCUCCAGAAUUACAUUAUGUUCUUUACAAGUAUAUUUAAACUUUUUACCAUGACUGUAUAUUCGAUCCAUCGCUGAUACAGCAGCUUUUAUGACCAGACACAUAACUCAAGUUACAUUAUUGCACUAUUUACCUUGUUCAUUUCUAUUCUGGUUGAGUUUCUGUAGCAUUUUUAAAGUGAUACAUUUACCAAAAAGAGCAUGACGAAAAGUAGAUAUCUAAGCUUAAAAGUAGCUCCAACAUCUGCAGAUGCUUUUUUGUCCUCACUAAACGGUUCUUUCUUCAUGUUAGUAGCCUUAAGUUUGGAGUAUCUUAUAGUUCUUUUUACUCGCCCAUGAAUAAGCAUGAUUAAACUAAAUUUGCCGCAUUUUUUCAACCCUAAAAUUGUGUUUGUAUUCCCCUAAAGGUAAGUAAGUUCCUUAUAUUUAAUUUUUUUAAUGACAAUUGUGCCAAGCAAAUUUCCUAUAGAAAGAGGGCGGGUGUUGUCUACUGUAUGUGCAUUUUGACCAUGUAUUUGUAAUGUAAUAGCAGUUUUUACAGGGUGGGGAAUAUGUCCUAAUGCUUCUUUAUUGUGAGCUCUGCACUGUAUUUGGGUUUUCAUUGGUUAUGUUGUUAAUAUUGAGCUGUCAUUUGUGUAGUGCCUGGUGUUUCAUGGCGAUUUCAAAAGAUACACUUGUACAUGUUUUGUUUUGCUUUAACUUUACAUAUCAGGGUUUAGAAGAAUAACAAAAAACAAACAAACAAGAAUGUCUCAUUUAUAUCUUGAAGAGGCACCAAAUAAAACCCUUUUUUUCCCCCUGUUGCAAGUUAUUUUAAUGCCACAUAUACAGGUUUUAACAAGAUUAUUUAAUAUGCAACACAAGUCAAAAAGGCCGAAUUUCAGUCAAACUACAUAGAGAGAUAGAUGCUGGUUAGGACUUUGCAGAAAUCCGCACAGGUGUUUGAUAAGUAAGGGCUUGAUUCUCAAAACAAACAUAAAAUAAGUGAUUUUUCUUUUGCCCUCGAAAUGUGCAUGAUAUAACCCCUCAAGAGAUUCAGCAGCAUGAUUUAUAUGAGAAAUUCUCUCAUAUAUGUGCUUCUUUUUAAAGAAUAUUUUCAGCCUUAUGUUGUGCAAUUUUGUUGGCCCUUACCUCCACCAACCUGCCUGCCACAACAUUUGUUUCAUUUCAUACAUUUGUUUUUACUAAUAAUUUGUUUUGUUCUUUCUUUUUCCAGCCAAACAAAAGACGUUGUAAAAUGACAUAUUUGUAUAAGUUCUGUACAACUUGGGAUCUCUCUCUCUAUAUAUACAGUAUAUCUACAGUUCCACUAACACUGUGAUACCAGGUAUUAAAUGUUGUCUUUUGUGUU
This is a messenger RNA of Nerophis ophidion (straightnose pipefish), 6924 nucleotides long. It is a transcript of the gene rnf144aa, whose product is annotated as ring finger protein 144aa. Lineage: Eukaryota; Metazoa; Chordata; Actinopteri; Syngnathiformes; Syngnathidae. The transcript has 8 exons. Gene Ontology annotation, cellular component: Golgi apparatus; ubiquitin ligase complex; cytoplasm. Gene Ontology annotation, molecular function: zinc ion binding; ubiquitin conjugating enzyme binding; ubiquitin protein ligase activity. Gene Ontology annotation, biological process: ubiquitin-dependent protein catabolic process; protein polyubiquitination; positive regulation of proteasomal ubiquitin-dependent protein catabolic process. The coding region runs from base 557 to 1444 and encodes 295 amino acids. The record is from RefSeq and is a predicted model, not a curated record.